Molecule: messenger RNA, 1139 nt
Organism: Oppiella nova
Lineage: Eukaryota; Metazoa; Arthropoda; Arachnida; Sarcoptiformes; Oppiidae
Source: the annotation of a GenBank genome assembly
GCGCGAAAUGUGGUCGAAGUGAACGCCAGUCAGGAACUGGACUUCGACGGCGUCAAAGUGGUCGCCCAGACGGCGGCCGACGUCUGCGACUUUUGGCGCAAUUUCGCCGCAAUCGUCGACUACAUAAAGAGCGUGCGAAGACUGCGCUUCGGAUCCAUUCCGACGUUCGUUGUGGAGGAAGUGGUGAACUCCGCGGUCACCGAAAACCCGUACAAUUCGUUCCACAAUUUGGAGCACUUGUCGAUUAGGAACUGUUUCGACGAAGACUCGGAACACAAACACUGUUCGCUGCACUUCCUCUCUGACCUCCAGGCGCUGCGAUCGCUCCGCCAUCUCGUCGUCAACUCCAAGAACGGCUUCGUCGGCGACAACGACACCGUCGCCCUUCUGUCGCACGUCUUCGCGCAGAUGGAACUCCAGACUCUCGUUCUGACGUCACUCAAGGACUUUUCGUCCGAAGACUUUGUGUUUCUGCGCUCUUUGCGACACAUCCAACACCUCGAGAUCGGCAGUUGUCACCAAUGGUUCCAGAAGGAGGACAAGGAGGCGCCCCCUGAAGAGGAGGCGCCGCCGAGUGGGGAUCUGAGCGGCGCUUUUCUCUACCUCUCGGAACUGCAAAGUCUGCGCGUUCUGCGAUUGGUUGACCUCUCGAUCGACGACUCCUCCCACACGCUGCCGAAGACAUUGGAAGCGCUGUCUUCGUUGGAGUCGCUGACAAUCGACAACUUGCGAGUCGACGCCUCCGGUCUGGACGUGUUGUCCUCAUUGGUGGAAGUGUUGCGGUCUCUCCGCGUGCGCUCUUUCGCGCUCUCGACCGACGACUCGCUUUCGAACCGCUUUUGUUGCGACCAUUUGUUGAAGAAGUUGGACGCAUGCGCGCGACUCGAGUGGAAAGUCGGCGUUUUGGUCGAAGACAGCGGCGAGUGUUUCGUUCCGUUCGCGCGCGAAGAGGCGGAGGGGGCGGGCGAGGAGGCGGACGCGGAGUCGGGGGGCGGAGUCGACGCUGAUGUCAAAUACAUGGACUUAACGUUUUUGAAUGAAUUAAUUCAGUCGGAGUUAAGCCACGCCUCCAUUGAAAUCAUUCCCCAAUGAGAGCGCGAUAUUUAUUGUCAAUAAAAACAUAACAAACAAAUCAAAGA